Messenger RNA from Penaeus vannamei (Pacific white shrimp), 2999 nucleotides. The record is from RefSeq and is a predicted model, not a curated record. Lineage: Eukaryota; Metazoa; Arthropoda; Malacostraca; Decapoda; Penaeidae.
CUGAGUGCAGUAAUCAAAAUGGCUACCGAUGUGUCUGCCCCGCUCUCCCAAUCAAUGCUUAGUAAUGGCCAUAAUUUAAUGAUGAAUGGGGAAACAGACCCAAUUCAACCUGCCGAGAAGAAAAUGAGAGUUAAUGAAGAGGGGACAGCACGUGCGCGGUCUCCCUUGAGAGAAGUUGACCAGUCGGGCAGUCUCGUUCUGGGUGCUGGAGCGAAGAAAGAUGACAUAGUCCACCUCCUGGGUCAGAGCCUCCCACGCCUCUCCUCCGAUCAGAAGGAUGCCGUUGCUCGAAAGAAGUAUGCCAUGGAGCAGUCCAUCCGCCUGGUUCUCAUGAAGCAGACCUUGGCACACCAACAGCAGCAAGCGAAGUCUCUACAAAGACAUCAAGCUCUGGUGUUGAUGUGCCGUGUGUACGUUGGGAGCAUCAGCUUUGAGCUAAAAGAAGAUACUAUACGUCAAGCUUUUGUUCCAUUUGGUCCAAUCAAAUCCAUCAACAUGUCAUGGGAUCCAGUGACACAGAAGCACAAGGGAUUUGCGUUUGUUGAGUAUGAGAUGCCAGAGGCUGCACAGCUUGCCUUGGAACAGAUGAAUGGGGUGAUGAUUGGAGGCCGCAACAUAAAAGUCGGACGCCCAUCAAACAUGCCUCAGAAUUGGUCGACAGCACAGGGCCAUAGUGCCUGUGAUGUUGCACAACCGAGACAGCUAAUAACAAGGACAACUGAUGGUGCAAGUAUUAUGGCCCAGACGGUGAUAGAUGAGAUCACAGAGGAGGCAAAUUAUUACAACCGAAUCUACAUCGCUUCUGUCCAUCAAGACCUUUCUGAGACUGACAUCAAGAGUGUGUUUGAAGCCUUUGGCAAAAUUAAGCAAUGUAUGUUAACUCCAGGAACUACACCUGGCAAACAUAAGGGCUAUGGCUUUAUUGAAUAUGAGAAUUCACAAUCUGCACAGGAAGCCAUAGCUUCCAUGAACUUAUUUGACUUGGGUGGACAGUAUUUGCGUGUUGGGAAAGCAAUUACUCCUCCAGGAUCAUGUUAUGUGAGUUUUGGUGUUAAUGGUCCCCUAUCAGCACCAACACAAAUGCCAACUGCAGCAGCAGUGGCAGCUGCAGCUGCAACUGCAAAGAUUCAAGCUAUGGAUGCCCUUGCAACAAAUGCAAUUGGCCUAGUUCAGGGUCUAAGUAGCUCUCCCAACUCAAUGUCCCAGAUACCCCCUGUGGGUGUAGUUGGUAGUGUACCCCCCAUAGGGUCAGUAAGCAGUGUUUCCCCAGGGGGGGUAACAGUGCCACCUGUGGGUGUUGUUGGAGGAACACCACCUGUUGCUUCUGUCCCUCCUGUGGGUGUGGUCACUAGCCUGCCAACCAACAUAGGGACGUCCAGCUCUUCUGGGACUGCCAUUCCACCUCCAACAGUCCUCACAUCUCUACCUGUUCCUGGAUCCUCAGGAUCUUCUCCAGCCCCAUUGCCCUCUGCAACUUCAAAUGCUUCGACGCCAAGUGUUGCGGGAUCAACUCCGAGCUCAACUUCAAAUGCAUCUGCUGUUGGUGAAGAUCGCAAGCCCACUCAUCAAGAAGAAUUGGCCAAGAAGUUGAUGGAAGACAAUGAGCCACAAACAUUACAACAGCAGGAAACCAUGUCAAUUAAAGGACAGUCUGCUCGACAUCUUGUUAUGCAAAAGCUAAUGAGAAAAGCUGAGUCGAAUGUCUUAAUCCUACGCAACAUGGUUGGAGCAGAAGAGGUCGAUGAGCAACUACAAGAUGAAAUCACAGAAGAAUGUGGACGAUUUGGAACUGUCAACCAUGUCAUUAUCUAUCAAGAAAGGCAGUCUGAUGAAGAAGAUGCAGAAGUCAUCGUCAAAAUCUUUGUGGAGUUUGCAAAUCCCCAUGAAACCUCUACAGCACAAGAAGCCUUAAAUGGCCGAUACUUUGGUGGCCGGCUAGUUAAAGCAGAGUUGUACGACCAGAACAUGUAUAAUCACAAUGAUUUGUCAGGGUGAAUGUUGCAAAUUUAGCGACCAUUUCUUCUCUAAGGCAUUUUAGUCUGACGGUUGAUUCCUGUGUAAAUUAUAUAAAUAUAGAUCUAUAUAGUGAAAAAGCUAAUGUAAAACACACAAAAAAGAAGCUUUUUUUAUUAUUUUUACUUUUUUUUUUCUUUUUUAAUUACUGUUAUGAGUGUUACUUUCAUGAUUGCAUGAAUGGGAGGACUCGAGUUCCUACAAUGUGUCACGUCAUUUCUCACCGAUCAUCCCCCACUUCCUCUUUCUUGUUGUUUUAACCUCGUAAGGUUGAACGAUGUGUUCAUUUUGUUGUUUUUCCCUUUUUAUGGAUCCUAAUGUAUACCCGAAGCACCUUUGUGAAAGUGAUUAGAUGCUCCUCUGUUUGUCAAACAUUAUUUCCCCCACUUUUUUUGUACAUGUAAAUAUUAUACAUAUAAUAUAGAUAUAUAUUUUUUCUGAUUCUUUCCUGGGACUUGCAUUCAAGAUUUAUGAAGCAAACAGUUAUCAACAAUAAAAUGAAAUUUAGUGAAAUUAUAGAAAAAAGGGUUUAAUAUGAGUACAACUUUCACAUAAAUUUACUAUUGGAUUCCAGUAUUGAUAGAAAAAUAAAAGGAUAGGUCUUACACAGUCGCUAGUUGUUGAAAAGACAUAUCCCAUAACAGGAAAGAAAAAACAACAACAAAAAUGUAUUCGUAGUUGCUUGUAAAGUAGAUUUUUUUUUUCUAUUGAUUUGUAUUUCAUAUUAUUUUUAUAGUGCUUUUGGAGAAAGUUGUUGAUUGCACUUUGCAAACUGAUGCCCCCCAUUCCCUCACCCAAGCGUUGAAGUUAGGAUUGCCUUAUUCUCGUUAGGAAGCAAGGUGUAAGACAAUACGAAUCCUUAUUUGAAUUUCAUGUUGUGUCCGUUCACUAGCUAUUGAUUUCACAGAAUCCAUGCAAGGGAAAGAAAAACAUUUUGGGUAAUAUUUCUUAAGAAUGAAUUUUAACUAAUAAAUGAUAGAUUUAUA